Messenger RNA from Macrobrachium nipponense, 2901 nucleotides. RefSeq names its product neurofilament medium polypeptide-like. The transcript has 7 exons. The record is from RefSeq and is a predicted model, not a curated record. Lineage: Eukaryota; Metazoa; Arthropoda; Malacostraca; Decapoda; Palaemonidae. Bases 1 to 2901 code for a protein of 966 amino acids.
AUGGCGAAAAAUAAGAUUGCACCAGUGAAACAAACGUCUAUUCCUCGUCUGGAAUUAUGUGGUGCUCUCAUAGCUGCUAGGAUGAGAGAACUCAUAGUAAAGGAGUUUUCAUGGGAGUUUGAGCAGAAAUGGCAUACAACAAGGAGGAAUGUAAGAAGUGGAGAUGUGGUACUUGUGCAAGAUAGUAAUGUUGUGAGAGGGGCAUGGAAACUAGCACAGGUGAUUAGAGCUGAUCCAGGACAAGAUGGUGUUGUCCGAGAUGUUGAUUUAAGGUAUAAGAUUAUGAAGCAUGGGAAGAGAUAUGAUGAUGAAGUGGAUAAGAUGUGUAGAUCAGUACGUACACAGUGUCGCACGGUUAGCGGGAGAAGGCGAACUGCCGUCAAAUUUUCUAACCACUCUGGUACUGCCUAUUGUGUUGAGUGGUGGUGGCUGGUGGUGGCAGGUGUUAUUCUUGUGGAUGUAAACACAAGAAUGAAGUCGGUGACAUUACAUUUCAACUUCAACCGCCAUGGGUGUGCAAGAGGAACUCGUCGCCCUGAAGAGGAAGAGGGCAAUCAGCAAAGGGAAGUUCACCAGGAAGGUGGAGAAGCACUUCAAGCAGUGAAGGGCUCAGAGGGUAAUUAUGAUGAAAUGAUUCAACGUUUGGAUGAUAAAUUUGGGGAUUCAAGAAAGAUUGUAGACUUCGUGGUUGGUGAGCUUAGAUCUCUGAAGAAAAUUUAUGAUGAUGAUACCAAAGGAUUUAUUAAAAUGGUCGAUCAGGUUGAGCAAUUGCAAGUGGUGGACGUGUUGACCAGCUUAGAGAUCCGCAUUCAUCGUAUGAAUGCAUUGAAGACUCAGGUCUGGUUGGAACCCACCGCUGAAAUUGUUCAACCUGGUUGCGGGGAUGGAAACGUCUCCCGCGGAACUCUUCUUAAUACUAAUCUGGCGCUGUUCUUCGGAGCAGCGGUUAUUCUUUCAUUACUUGGAUGGACGAUCUUCUCUUUCUUGAAGAGGAGAUCGACUUCUUGGAUGGAUUCUGACAUUAUUGACGACGCCGAACUUCUGGACGAGAAAGAAGGAUUUGAUGAGGCCUUGGAUGACUUCCAUGUUAGGAAGAUUGUAGAUCUUGAGGCAAAUCAUCAAACGGACAUUCAAGAUACGAUGGACUAUGAAGAUGAAGACUCCGAGGAGGAAGAGGAGGAGGAGGAGGAGGCAGAAGGAGAGAUCGAAGACCCCUCGGAGUGUGAAACAGUAGAAGACGAUGAAGUCUCUGAGGAAGAAGAGACAGUAGAAGAGGACGAAGACUCAGAGGAGGAGGAGGAGGAGGAGGAGGCAGUAAAAGAAGAAGGCCCCUCAGAGUAUGAGACAGUAGAAGACGAUAAAGACUUUGUGGAGGAGGAGGAAGAAGCAGUAGAUGAAGACUCCGAGGAGGAGGAGGAGGCAGAAGGAGAGAACGAAGACCCCUCAGAGUAUGAAACAGUAGAAGACGAUGAAGACUCUGAGGAAGAAGAGACAGUAGAAGAGGACGAAGACUCAGAGGAGGAGGAGGAGGAGGAGGAGGCAGUAAAAGAAGACGGCCCCUCAGAGUAUGAGACAGUAGAAGACGAUAAAGACUCUGAGGAGGAGGAGGAAGAAGCAGUAGAAGAGAACGAAGACCCCUCAGAGCAUGAGACAGUAGAAGAGGAGGAAGACUUUGAGGAGGAGGACACAACAGAAGAAGAUGAAGACCACGCAGAAGAGGAGAAGGGGUCUUCUGACGACGAUUAUGAGGAGGAGGAGAAGGAGGAAGAGAAAGCGAAACCAGAGGACGAAGAUGAUCACGACGAGUUCCUGGAAAUUCUGGGGCAGUUCAUGAACGAUCCCACCGCCCCCACCGAAUUUCCAAGGCCAUCCCUGGUGCAUGGUCCCAGGAGGAAUCAUGUCCUCGAGGUAGUUCUCGCGAUGCGUGGGAAAAUGGACAGACUCUCAAGGGAGAAUGAGAAGCUGCAGAAGGAACGAUUGGACCGCCUGAAUUUGACUGAAGAACUGCAAGACAAGAAGGACAUAGACACGAACAAUAUGAGAACAGAGAUUGAAAGCCUUGCAGGAGAGAAUAGCAAGCUGAACACAGCCUUACUGGAAUGCAAGAGGCGGGAAAGGGAACUAGAAUGUCAAGUUCAAAAAUUAACCGAGGCGGUCAAAAACUUAGAAGAAACGAGAACUGGGAAGAAAGAACAGGUGCCUUCUGAAGUACAAGGAGGCACUGAGGCCGCUGAACUGCAGAGUAUUAUCGAUAAACAAGCCGAUCUAAUCAGCCGUUUGAAGAAGAAGCUUCUGGAAAUGGAAGAGGAGAGACUGCAGCAUGAGUCCGAUUUCCAAGAAUGGGAAAAGACAGUCUUUAAGGUCAGGAAUGAGAACUCCAAGUUGAAGGUAGCCUUGGAGGAAAUCAAUCAUAAAAACGAACUAUUUAGAAUUUUCGAAAAACGUAAUAAAGUCCUGGAAGAAGAAACCAAAAGGCUGAAGCGAGAAAUGGCCGACAAAGAAAGUAAGGAGAAGAAAGAGAAAAGUUUAAUCUCAAAGGAGAUGGAGACCCUCAGGAGGCAGAAGACCGAAGCGUUUAUAGUCUGCGACGAGAUGAGGAAUGAGAAAGAGUCGAUGGCCCGUCACAUUCUCACACUAGAACGUGAGAACAAGGAUUGCAAGAGAGACGUGGCCUAUUUUCAGGAGUGGUUUGCCAAGGAUUACACAAAUCACUCCGAGGACGAGCAAGUCAUGGGACAAGAUGCCACCAACAAUGGUAUGAUGGAGGAUGAACUUCACAAGUAUUCGGAGGCAGGAGGACCAGCUCUCAGUAUGAGAGCCAACAACUAUGUGGAGGCAGGAGGACCAGCUCUCAGGAUGAGCCAACUAGUGGAGGAAGGAGGACCACUCAGGAUGAGCUAG